AUGCUAGACUAUACUGCCAAGUUUGUGUUGGCCCCUAUGGUCAGAAUAGGAGAGCUUCCAACAAGGCUUCUUGCUCUUAAAUAUGGUGCCGAUCUUGUUUGGGGUCCCGAAAUCAUUGACAAAAAAUUACUCACAUGUGAAAGAUCGUAUAAUGAAAAGUUGAAUACAGUUGAUUUUUGCUCAACAAAAGGAAACAAAAAGAUUCCAGGAAUGACUGACUUGGUAUUUAGGACUUACCCAGAGAUGGAGAAAGACAAAGUUGUCUUUCAAAUGGGUACUGCAAAUGCAGAACUAGCUGUUAAAGCUGCUAAGAUCGUCAUAAAUGAUGUUGGUGCAAUUGAUAUUAACGCUGGAUGUCCGAAACAUUUCUCUAUUCACUCAGGAAUGGGUGCUGCUUUAUUGAGCACUCCUGAUUUAUUAUGCGAUAUUUUGACAAGUUUGGUAGAUGAAGUAGGGAAGCCAAAUAACAAACCAAUAAGUGUGAAAAUAAGACUAUUACCUAAGAAGGAGGACACUUUGGUGCUUGUGAGUCGUUUAGUGAAAACAGGUAUCACCAAUUUAACUGUUCACUGUCGUACUAGAGAGAUGAGGAAUAGGGAACUACCGAUUAGAGAUUACUUAGAUGAAAUCAAACAAAUCUGUGUUGAUAAUAAUGUAUCUUUUAUUAUCAACGGACAUAUCAAAAAUUACAACGAGUUUAUAGAAUUACAGAACAGAUACGGCAAAGAUGUUGGAUGCAUGAUUGCUUCUGCGGCAGAAAUAAAUCCCACGUGCUUUAACAAAGAAGGGCCGUUACCUUGGUUUACCGCUGUUAAGGAAUUUAUCAAGUUUGCCGAUAAAUUUCAAAACCACCCGGCGAACACAAAGUAUUGUAUCAUCAGAAUCAUACCUAACGAGAAGAACCAAAAUAAGAUAUACCAACUCGUAACAAAGGCAAAAGAGGCACAUGAGAUUUCUGAUAUUAUUUUGAAUCAAAUGGAUGAUGAAGGAAAUUUGGUUGAGGCAAAAAAGAAUGUCGUGGCUGAAACCUUAUCCAACAAAAGAAAGGCCGAAACUUUGGAACGUAAUGUUGAGACCACAAAGGAUAAGAAAGUGAAGGCUUAG
Pichia kudriavzevii is the source of this 1104-nucleotide messenger RNA. RefSeq lists its product as uncharacterized. Gene Ontology annotation, molecular function: tRNA dihydrouridine synthase activity; flavin adenine dinucleotide binding. Gene Ontology annotation, cellular component: cytoplasm. The record is from RefSeq and is a predicted model, not a curated record. Gene Ontology annotation, biological process: tRNA dihydrouridine synthesis. The coding region runs from base 1 to 1104 and encodes 367 amino acids. The transcript has a single exon. Lineage: Eukaryota; Fungi; Ascomycota; Pichiomycetes; Pichiales; Pichiaceae.